CACGGCAUAAUUACAAUUUAUACACCAAGUUUUCUGUUCUCGCUGUUGUUCACAUUUUCAAUCUUCCAUUAAUCGAUCUCAUGGCUUCUUUUGUUUCAACUUCCUCAAUCCCUGUGGCCACUCUGCCUUACACUGCUAAGGCCAGAAGCACAGUUUGCCAAAUUAAUGGCUUCUCUAGCAUUGGAGGUCCAGUGGUUAGAGGGCUAAGAAUUAUGCCAAAGAUCAAGAUCACCAAGGGAGCAGAAAGAUCAUUUCCAGUUCCUAGUUGCUUGAAGACCACAAUCUCAUGUUCCAUCGCUCAACCGGAAACUCUCCAAACUGUUCAAAGCACUAUUGCCAAGCAACUAUCCGUUGAUGAAAGCACCGUCACUCCUCACACCAAGUUCGCCGAUUUGGGGGCAGAUUCUCUAGACACUGUUGAAAUUAUGAUGGCUUUGGAGGAGAAGUUUGGUGUGUCCAUCGGAGAAGGGGGAGCUGAGAAUAUCGCUACCGUUCAAGAUGCUGCUGAUCUGAUUGAGAAAGUGAAAUCAGCAUGAACUUAAUUGAAUGGCCUCUAAAUAAGAACCUCUAGAGUCGAUAUGAAGGAAAUUGAUUCCUCUGCUUCAAGUUUUGUUUUCUCAUUUUCCCUUUCGAUUAUGUCCGAACUCCAACUCGUGAGAUCAUGAUCUAUAAUUUUCAUUUUGGAAUGAAAUGGAUUUUGAAAAAUAAGUAUUUCA
This is a messenger RNA of Rosa rugosa (rugosa rose), 716 nucleotides long. RefSeq names its product acyl carrier protein 1, chloroplastic-like. Gene Ontology annotation, molecular function: acyl carrier activity. Lineage: Eukaryota; Viridiplantae; Streptophyta; Magnoliopsida; Rosales; Rosaceae. Gene Ontology annotation, biological process: fatty acid biosynthetic process. The transcript is spliced from 4 exons. The coding region runs from base 81 to 536 and encodes 151 amino acids. The record is from RefSeq and is a predicted model, not a curated record.